Molecule: messenger RNA, 243 nt
Organism: Clunio marinus
Lineage: Eukaryota; Metazoa; Arthropoda; Insecta; Diptera; Chironomidae
Source: the annotation of a GenBank genome assembly
AUGCUCAUGGAAAGAGAAAAAAAUCUUCAGUAUGGUUGGAACGAAAAGUUAAGUUGUCCAAAUAUGAUCACAGCAGCGACUGCAACUCGAUUGAGAAGAUUGGGAGAGCUUUUUCAAAAAGUAAAAAAGACCCCCAGGUAUUUUAUUAACAUGGUGUACCAACCAUGCUGUGCAUUUCCGUUUUUCUAUCAAAAAUUUGAUACUGCGGGAAAUCAAACACAGUGUAGAUUAAAUGAAGAUUGA